AUGAAAAUGGAAACUUUUCAGGAAUGGAUUACAACGCUGGUUCUUAUCUUCACGAUAUACUUAACAACGCGAGUGAUAUACCACUCUCCACGGCAGGAAAUCCCUUACGAAUCCCUCGGACGUUUGGAUGAUCCUGCCUUCAACGCUACCGGAGUUAAAGUCAUAUAUACCCCAGCAACGAAUGCCACUAGGCAAAUAAUGGAUAAAGUGGCUUCAGAUUCGGCAAUGAUGGGUAUAAAACCCAAAGGAGUGAAAGAUGAAAAAAUAAUAGAAAAAGAUGCGUUUCGGCACGGAGACUUUAUUGGUGURGUUUUUAAGGAUGCCUCCUCCUACAGCCUCCGAUUUCACAGCUACAGUAUAGUAUACCCCAGUGAYGUCCUUGACCAAAUAGAAGCCUGCCAAAAUUAUUCCUCAAGCUAUUGUAAUGUUCCCUCAUACUGGAAAGAGGGCUUUUUAUCACUGCAGGCCAGCAUUGAUGCAAUAAUAAUAGAAGCGAAAACAAAUCAUUCUGUCUGGGAAGAGAUGAAGUCAAUUAGCGGCAUUUAUCUGAAAUCAGACUUGAACAAGCCUGUGUAUAGAAUGGGCUACAUUUGGUUCAUUUUUGGCCUUAUAGUGUGUUUCACUCCAAAUAUGUACUUUUUAUCAAUGAAGGUUAUAAGAGAGAAAAAGAAGCUCAAGGUUUUAAUGAAAGCAAUGGGUUUGCACGAUAUCGCAUUCUGGUUGUCCUGGAGCUUGCUAUACACCAUCUACGUUUCAAUACUGGCAAGCUUGCUGACAGCCAUCACRUUUGAAGUCCUCUAUGAAGGCAACUUUACUGAAAUAUUCUUCUUUUAUUUCUUUUACGGCAUAGCAACUAUUCACUUCUAUUUUAUGCUCAGCUCGUUGUUGAAGCAGCCGAAUAUUACCGGUUUUGUGGGGUUUGCCCUUCAAGUUGUCUUUGGAUGCCUGGGCUUUUUGACCUUUUUUGAAAUGCUGCCUCCAGCUUUCGAAUGGAGCUUUAGUCUCAUGAGCUCUUUUGUGUGUGCAGCCGGCAUCUCGAAGAUUAUAAUUUUAGAAAGAUAUGGAGCAAUGCUUACACCAGAAUUUUACCCUUUCUUGAAUCUCUACAUCAUAUUAAUCUUUGACAGUGUUUUAUACAUGCUGUUGGCCAUCUACUUUGAUAAAGUUUUGCCUGGCAAGUACGGAGUACAGUAUCCUCCUUUGUUCUUCCUGAAGCCAUCCUACUGGUUCCAGCACAAGAGCAGGAGCACCGGAGAGGGAACCGGCAACGGGAGCAGCCAUGGAGCCCUCAGKACCACCGAGGAACCGAUGCCCCCUGAGUUUGCUGGGAAAGAAGCAAUCAGAAUAAACAAUAUUACCAAAACAUACAAAAGGAAGGACAAGACAACAGAGGCCUUAAAAGACUUGUCCUUGAAUGUUUAUGAAGGCCAGAUCACUGCAUUGCUUGGUCACAGUGGAUCUGGAAAAACGACUCUCCUGAAUGUGCUCAGUGGCUUUGCCCAGCCUUCAGCAGGUUCUGCAACGAUAUACAACUACAAAGUAGCUGAAAUAGAAAAUACGGAAGGAAUUCAGGCAACUGUGGGGAUUUGCCCACAAUCAAAUCUGCAUUUUGAAACCUUAACGGUGAAGGAAAACCUGCGAACUUUCGCUCACAUCAAAGGGAUUCAGAUGAAGGAAGUAGAGCAAGAGGUGAAGAAAGUACUGACGGCGCUGGAUCUCACUGAUCUUCAGAAUGUCCUCCCCAAUACACUGACGGUGGGACAAAAAAGAAAAUUGUCUCUUGGAAUUGCAAUUCUAGGGAAUCCGAAGGUGCUGCUUUUAGAUGAGCCAACAGUGGGGCUGGAUCCCUCCUCCAGGCACCACGUGUGGCGUCUCCUGAAGGAAAACCAAGCUGGUCGUGUGACGCUCUUCACUACCCAGUGCAUGGGUGAAGCUGAUAUUCACGCUGAUCGGAAAGCUUUUCUCUCAAAUGGGAGAUUACAGUGUGUUGGCUCUUCUCUUUACUUGAAGAGAAAAUGGGGAGUUGGCUAUCAUUUAAGGAUGCAUGUAAAUGACCUGUGUGACCCUGAGGUGGCAUCAGCCCUGGUCAGACAGUACAUCCCUGAUGCCGUGUUCAGAGGACAGAAGGGGGAUGAAUUAUGUUACAUGCUGCCCAUGGAAAACACCGAUGCCCUGCCAGAUCUGUUCAGCCACCUCGAGAGCAACUUCUUGCAGGGGGUUGUUAAUUACGAGGUUAGCAGGACCACCCUGGAAGACGUGUUCCUGAAGCUGGAGGGUGAGGAAGCUCUCGAUCAAGAAGAUGGUGGUGUUUCUGGUAAUGAACAGCUGGAAGAUGGAGAGUGCUUUGACACGGAGGAGAUGGACCGAAGCCUCCUGACGCUUUGGGAGAGAGGGCGAGCUACCGUCAGUGGCGUGGAGCUCUGGAGGCAACAAGUCCGGGCCAUAGCAAGAGUUCGCUUCUUAAAGCUAAAGCAUGAUGGAAAACUCCUCAGGUCCAUAUUGCUGUUCUUGGGAGUAUUUAUCCUUCCGCUGUUUAUCAUUUUUAUUGGAUUUCAACUGACAGAAGGAUUCGGUAACUUCGAGCUGACUGCUAGCUUGUAUUUUGUUCCCAAUGAAGAGAAAACUCAUGUUAAAUCAACAAAUCUUCUCAUCUUCAAUGACACAGGAUCAGAUAUUGAGAAUUUCAUUCAUGCCUUGAAGAUUCAAAAGAUAGUGCCAGAAAUAGCUGUUGAGCAAAACAUCACAAGUAUGCCACAGCAUAACGGAGCUAUAAAAAUAUCCCUGGAAGGCAAGCGCUACCAGUACACGAUCAUGUGCAGUGCAGAGCCCAUCAACUGCUUUCCAGUGCUUAUGAAUAUCCUCAGCAACACUUUCUUAAGGCUCUUCAAUUCCACAGAACAUAUCCGCGUCUGGAAUGACCCCUUUCCUCAUAUGAAAAACCCAGCUUUCAUGCAUGAGAUAUUUUAUCGCUGCUUCGCCUUCAUGCUCUUGUUGGUUGCUGGUUUGCCUUCUCACUUUGCAAUGAGUAGCAUGGAUGAUUACAAGAUCAGGGCUCGCUCCCAGCUGCGGCUCGCRGGGCUCUUCCCCUCGGCGUACUGGUGCGGGCAGGCGCUGGUGGACGUCCCGCUCUACUGGGCGCUCAUCAGCCUCAUGGCCGGCAUCCUGGUCUUGUUCUGCUACAGCAGCUUCUUCAAUGCCACCAUGAUUCUGGCCUUGAUUGUUUGCAUCAUUGGUUAUGGAAUAUCUCUUGUUCUACACAUUUAUUUGAUUGCCUUUAAAUUUCGCRAUGGACGGAGCAAUCGUUAUUUUUGGUCUUUCAUCAUUAUUCUGAUUUCCUUCAUUUUCUAUACGUUCAGUAGCCGACACGAUAUAGUCUGUAUCAUCUUUUCUGCACUGACUCCUUGGUUUCCAUUGCUGGGCUGGCUAAUCUUUGCACCUGAACCAUACUAUUUUUACAUGGACGAGCAUUCAGAGCUGCAGAGUAAAGYCUUUGUCCCUGUCUUUGCACCUUAUUUCCACUGCGUGAUUUUUGUUCUUCUCCUUUGCUGCUUGGAGAUACGAUAUGGAGAAGCAGCUACAAGACGUGACCCCAUCUUCAGGUUUUGCCGCCGGAGAGCGGUCGCCCGCCACAACAGGGACCAUCCAGGAGAGGAAGCUGCAGAAGUGCAGGCUGAGAGGGAGCGCGUCAGGAGCGCCGUGGCAUCUCUGCCGCAGCAAGAGGAUCCUGUCAUUGUCAGCAGCGUGCGCAAAGAGUAUGAAGACACGAAGGCCAGCUCAUUUUUAAAGAAAAAGAAGAAAGUUGCUGUCAAAAAUCUCUCUUUCACCAUUAAAAAAGGAGAAGUAUUAGGACUGUUAGGACCCAACGGAGCUGGAAAAAGCACGACUUUGAAUAUGAUUUCUGGAGACAUAACACUGACUGCUGGGGAAGUGCUGAUCCAGGGCAGUGACCCGUCUUCUCCAGGCCAGCACAGCGCCGGGUUCUUUGGGUGCUGCCCUCAGGAGAACCCGCUCUGGCCCAACCUCACGGUGCAGGAACAUCUGGAAGUCUAUGCUGCCGUGAAAGGGAUGAGGAGUGAAGAUGUGGCUGCUAGCAUCAGCCGCGUAGCAGAGGCCCUGGAGCUCCAGAAGCAUUUAAAAACAGAGGUUAGGAGAUUGUCUAUGGGAGAAGCAAGAAAGGUGAGCUUUGCACUAAGCGUGCUGGGCGACCCGACAGUCCUGCUGUGGGACGAGCCCUCCGUGGGCAUGGACCCCAAAGAGCAGCAGCGGAUGAGGAAAGCAAUUGAGACGGCGCUGAAGAGCAAGGAGAGGGGAGCCGUGCUCAGCACCCAUCACCUGGACGAGGCCGUGGCCACCUGCGACCGCGUGGCCGUGCUGGUGUCGGGGCAGCUCCGCUACAUUGGCUCCGUGGAGGACCUGAAACGUAAGUUUGGUCAAAGCUACUCCCUGGAAGUCAGGAUGAGGGACGCGGGACACAGAGACGCUGUCCACGCCGAGGUGCUGCGGCUCUUCCCCGCGGCAGCGCAGCAGGAAAGUACUUCUUCGUCUUUGCUGGUCUACAAGAUACCCAUGGAAAAUGUCCUUCCUCUGUCUCAGUCUUUCUCCAAACUCGAAGCAGCUAAACAAAACAGGAGGUUUGAGGAAUACAGCUUGUCUCUGCGCACCUUGCAACAGGUAUUUGUAGACCUCACCACAGAUUCCGAGGAGCAUGACCAGGAUGCAGCGUCCAGUGAAGCUCAGGAUCAGAGACCUCUUCAUCCCAGAUACAUUUAAGCCAGAAAGGCUUUUUUCAGUAUUAUUAUUAUUAAUAUGUGUGAUUAUUAGAGUCUCAAGACUUGGUUAUCAGCAUCACGACACAUAGAGCUCCACAGGUUCUGCUGAACCAACAAAUAUACGUAUUUUUUAAUAAAUAAAGCCUUGAUUCUCU
This is a messenger RNA of Nothoprocta perdicaria, 4924 nucleotides long. RefSeq names its product ATP-binding cassette sub-family A member 10-like. The record is from RefSeq and is a predicted model, not a curated record. Bases 1 to 4770 code for a protein of 1589 amino acids. The transcript has 38 exons. Gene Ontology annotation, biological process: lipid transport; transmembrane transport. Lineage: Eukaryota; Metazoa; Chordata; Aves; Tinamiformes; Tinamidae. Gene Ontology annotation, molecular function: ABC-type transporter activity; ATP hydrolysis activity; ATP binding. Gene Ontology annotation, cellular component: membrane; intracellular membrane-bounded organelle.